Cydia strobilella is the source of this 1816-nucleotide messenger RNA. Its product is annotated as piRNA biogenesis protein EXD1-like. The transcript has 3 exons. The record is from RefSeq and is a predicted model, not a curated record. Bases 1 to 948 code for a protein of 315 amino acids. Gene Ontology annotation, cellular component: PET complex. Gene Ontology annotation, molecular function: nucleic acid binding; 3'-5' exonuclease activity. Gene Ontology annotation, biological process: piRNA processing. NCBI's taxonomy places the organism in Eukaryota, Metazoa, Arthropoda, Insecta, Lepidoptera, Tortricidae.
AUGGACAGUCUGUACAUGAAAGGGGAAUUGCUACAAGUCACAACUAAGAACAGUGAAGUCUAUGAAGGUCAUUUCUACAGUAUUACCAGUGAUAAGUCUAAAAUUUCUCUUUAUAAUGUUAAGGAGCUACCGCAAGGAAAUGAAAGUGAAGGUAUAACACAUUACUAUAAUUCUGAAGUAACUAACAUAGUGAAACUUAAGACACCUGACAUUCAGAAGCUCCUAAAGAUCUCAGAGAAGGAAUGUGAAUUGAUUGUUAAUAUUGCAAAGAAGUACAUCUUUAUAAAUCAAGUUGAUAACAGUUUUCAUGAAGCUUUGGAAGAUUUAAAUCAGUAUAGUUAUGUGAGUGUCAGCUCGGAUGGUUCAGCAAUGGGUCGCAAAUGCAAGAUGCCAUUUCUGGUAAUGGCUACUCCUCAGCAGAUUUACAUCUUUGAUAUUCAGGUGAUGCAGUAUCAUGCAUUUGAGGCUGGUUUACGGAAGCUCCUGGAGAGUGAAUUUCCAAAGAAAAUUGUGCAUGAUUGCAGGAAACUGUCUGACUGCUUAUAUCAUAAGCAUAUUGUGAAGUUGUCUUCAGUCUUCGACACUCAGGUUGGUGACAUCAUAAUCCAGAGAAAUAAACAAGGCCGCUUGCCUGACACAGUGAAAUCUUUGUCAGAAUGCCUCAACACUUAUCUCGGCCUGCAGUUAAACGCCAUUGAAGAGAAACUAGACAUUCUGCAGUGCACUGUUCGUCCAUUGUCUGCCACUAUUAAAGACACCCUUGCAAAAAAUGUAGCCUUCAUGCACCGUCUAUCAGAAAUAAUCAACGAAGAAAUGAUGUUACCAUUUGUGCGGGGUGUGGAAUGCUUUGUGGAGAACCUGCGCUCCAGCGAUGACUUCAAAGCUUGGGAACUGUGUGGCAAGCAUCACCAAUUACCAAAGGAUUUUAAGAGUGCAAUUGAGUAUUAAUUUUACUUUAAGAACAACACAUUCCUGUGAAAAUAAAAUAUACUUUUUUUAAAGUGGAAAAAUUACUGCCUUGGGUGAGACUUGGAACUCACAGCCUCUGGAUAGAUACUCCAGCGCUCUGCCAACUGAGCCACCAAGACCUCAUCCAUAGUCAGCAAAUCUUCCCACUAUAUGGGUCUAUAUGGGUUCAAGUCUCACCCAAGGCAGUAAUUUUUUCCACUUUUAAAUUUAUUCUAAGCUUAAUAGCAUCGAUCGCAGACGUUUCUGCUUGUUAAAAAUUAAAUAAAAUAUAGUUGUAGGCCUGUUUUGGUUUCUCAUACACCUUUGAUCCUUACCCUUUUUAUUUGCAUUUUAACAAUGAACAUGUCUGAAAUUUAAAUUGUGUGCUUUACUAGUUUUCUGCCUUGUGUGGUAAUAAAUAAAAUGUUAAGAUUAAGGCAUAUGGACUUAGUAGUAAUGGGCCAUAUUAUGAUAUAAUACAUAAUAGCUUGAUGUAUCUGUGAUUGCUGGACGCAUGUGUCUGAUUAGCUUUCUAUCUAUAAAUUAAUAUUUUUGCAUUUUGUAACUGUCACAGAAAUACUUAAAGUAUGCAGAUAUAACAUAAAUUUUCUUAAAAUAUAGAGCUAAUUAUAUUCUUGCAGUUGUUAGGGGAAUAAGAUAUCAUUAUAUUCUACAUAAGGCAUAAGGAUACCAUGUUUAGUACUAGAUGCGGCACUAGAGUGUAAGAUUUAGAUCCUAUUUUAUGAGAUGGUUUACACGACGAGGGAUUAUAACGAGUUUGGAUAUUAACGUAAUUGUGUCCAUAAUUUCAGGCAAAAAGCUUAUGUGAAACGUUAAGGCGGCUUAAUAAAUACAAUGCUUUAAUUGU